ACCCCCGCCCGGGCCCGGAGGAUGAUGAAGCUCAAGUCGAACCAGACCCGCACCUAUGACGGCGACGGCUACAAGAAGCGGGCCGCGUGCCUGUGCUUCCGCAGCGAGAGCGAGGAGGAGGUGCUCCUCGUGAGCAGCAGUCGCCAUCCAGACCGAUGGAUUGUCCCUGGAGGAGGCAUGGAGCCCGAGGAGGAGCCCAGUGUGGCGGCAGUCCGUGAAGUCUGUGAGGAGGCUGGAGUAAAAGGGACAUUGGGAAGAUUAGUCGGAAUUUUUGAGAACCAGGAGAGGAAGCACCGAACCUAUGUCUACGUGCUUAUUGUCACAGAAGUGCUGGAAGACUGGGAAGACUCUGUCAGCAUUGGAAGGAAGAGGGAAUGGUUUAAAAUCGAAGAUGCCAUCAAAGUGCUGCAGUACCACAAACCAGUACAGGCGUCCUAUUUUGAAACCUUGAGGCAAGGCUACUCAGCCAACAACGGCACCCCGGUGGUGGCCACCGCGUACUCGGUUUCUGCUCAGAGCUCCAUGCCCAGCAUCAGAUGACUGAAGACUUCCGGUCAGAGUGGGAACGGGACACCGGACUGAGACGCAGAACUGCCCUCCCACCCUUGCUCUUCCCACCUCUCCUCACAGGCUUCCUCUCCCCCAAUAGGCAUGCCGGGCAGCCGAGAAGGGUGCUGAUCAUGUUGCUCUUUGGUGUUAAGUGGUGGGCUUUUUCUUCUCUUUUUAUUAGGGGUGGGGGUGGGGGUAAUUUGUAAAGUACUUUUGGUGCAUGAUCGGUCCCUCCCUUUAAACAUCCCUACCGUUCUGGAGAGAGGCAAGCAGCCUUCCCUCUCUGCCUUGGAUUCUGAAGCAGUUCUUGUUUGUCUCAUCCCAGACAUGGCCAGACGUUUUUCUUUGAUUUUUAAUUUUUUUAAUUAUUAUUAUUAAAAGAUACCAAUGUGAGAUAAACCUUUUUAAGAAUCUGUCCCAGAAUGUGUUGUUUCUGUCCAGUAGGAUGGUGGUUUUCACUAUAGGUUACAUUUAUCUACACAUUAUAUACUUAGCAUAUAAUAUGUAAAUAAAUGCGUUAGAAAGAAGGAAUAUAGCUGUUUCAUUUUUCCUCUUUUUUCCCCCUCUAAUUCAGGCUAUUUCUAAAACAGAGCCUCGCAGUUAAUUUGUUUUUUGGUUUUACAGUGUCCUUCAAUGCUGGCGGCUGGGCCAGUUUUCCCGUCCUCCUGUGUGUUCCCAGGUCAUGGCCUGAGGGACAUAUAGGUUGGGGGAAGAGUGUAGCUGCUGUCCUAGCACUCGGGCAUUCGUGGCCUUCUCUGAGCUGUUUCCACAGCAAGAAGGAAUCGGAAGAAACCAAUUUGCUUUUUUAUUACCAAGCCAGGAGCAAAUGGCCUGAGGCCAGAUCCAGACAAAAGCAGUGAUAACUCUUAAAGCCUGCUCUCCAUGUUGACCAUAGGGAUUGGAACUGGAUUCUUGGGAUUACUGUCUAAAGAACUAGAACAUCAAGCACCAUUUCUAUGCUGCUGGUUUGGAGCCCCACACACACACACACAACAUCUUGUCCAUAUAUGCCUUAGACCAUGCUGACGGGGUAUUUAUUGUCUGUGCUCUUUAAAGCAUCUGGCUGUGUUUUGCAAGUGCAGUUUUGCAGCCCUGUCCCUGUGUUGGAUAACUGCUAAGUUCUAGAAAAGUGCACAAGGGGAAAAGUCCAGAUGUCCACAGGGGCUUGGUGACCCUGCAGCACUUGGCAUUGCACCAGGGGGUUUGUUCAGACCUACUAACGUCUGCCUCCCACUGCAGUCAGAAAGGGCCGUCUUCUGAGAAGUGCUGGACAGGAAUGGCGUGGUCGGGCACUGGCUCACUGCAGACUCCCUGUGGAUUCUGAGACCCAUUUCCUGCUGGCCUCUUUUGUCCCUAGUGUCCUUGAGUUGGCAAGUAAGAGGAGAGGAGUCUAGCUGGUGGAGGGUGAGGCUGGGGGUGAGGGAGCAGACGGCCCUAGGGCCCUGGCUCCGGACAGGAGCGUGUCGCUCAGCUCUCGGUGUCACUGCCUUUGUCAGAACAGAGCAGCCGCCACUGAAAAUUCUGAUAAUACUUGCACUUCCAAACACUUUUGCUCCUCCCUCUCUCUAAAAUAAAUGCUUAUUUAAAACAAGAAGAAGAAAGGAUUAUAUCUGGUUGACCUGGCACUUAGUGUUCUGAGUUUUGGGGAUCCUGAAUUGGUGGGCAUAAAAGUGUGCUGCAAGUUGUGUUGGCCCGCUCCUCGCUGCCUGGCAUCGCUCCUCCGGGCACAGGUCCCGAGGUAGAACCAGCACCAGGAGGUCCACUCGGCCUCCUUCAGAACGAGCACGCUGCUCCUGGUUGCCCGACUCAGAGCAGCCUAAGGGUCUGUCCAAAUAAGUCAAGAGGGAAAUAAAAUAAAUUCCUCUAAAUGAAAAACACAUUCUUCCAAGUAAACUGCACCUUUAUGGUCUGGGUUUGAAAGUGCUUUACAGGAAAACAACCAGUCACGCCUCCUGAAAAGCAGUGUUGAUUGUGAUGUGUGUGUAUUUUCAGGACCUGGAGACGGUUUUAUUAGGCUGGUGUAAACAAUACACUAUCCCAAAGGUCUGGUUUUGAUCGCGAUGGUGUCUUUGAGUCAGGAGGGCGAAUGGUGCCAAGAAAGUGUUUCCAGUGACCUGGGUGGAUCACAUUGGUGCCGUUUACUGGAGAGAUUGUGCUGAUGGUUUUGUAACUGACAAGGAGGCUCUGUCCCCCCUGGACAUGUUGGAAGCGGGGCGUUUCCUGCUGCACUAGGGUUGUGAGGAGCAGCAGGGCUGAGGCCUCGCACCGUGACUGUUUCCCAGGCAGACAGGACACCCCUUUGGUGAUGGAUUGGUAAACCUGUGAGGACCAGAACCUGCCUGGCUCUCCCCAAAGGAAGCUGGGGGGAUGGGGGGGAGACAAGAGGCAGCACAAAAACUGCCCUACUUCGAGAGCAUUUCUUAUUAUAGAAGGUCACGGGCGCCCGCUUAGGCAGAGGUGUGCCAUUGAUUCUGCCCUUCCCCGGCUUGCUCAGGCGAGAUGAAAACUGGUGCCUGGAUGCAGGGAGGUUGCGUGGCUCUCCUGCACAGCAAAUGUGGAGGUCUUCGGUUCUGAAGACCCCAACGGAAGGCAUCAGACUCAGAAGAGAGGGAGUUGUUUUUCUAUAUUCCCCCCCCCCCCAAUCUAUCGAUUGUAGCCAUUGGAAACAGAGCGUGAGGUUGCGAUCUUCUCUUGGACUGGAGUGUGCAAGUGUAGGAGUAAGAGAGAGGUACCCGGAGCACACGUUUUAAAUUCUCUCUAACCUUCUAUUUCCUUACAACCCAGGAAACAGAAGCCUUAUUUUCUUUCACAGGGCAAACGGGACAGGGUGGAACAGUUCAUGAGCUGGCUGUAUUUCUGUUUUGUUUUUACACGUGUUCACUGCCCCCAUCUGUCCUGCGUGUAGAAACUUCCCUCAUUGCAUACCCUGAGCCAAGGCCAUCUGGUGGGAUCAAAGGGGUGAGAGAGUCAGCCCCUCCCAGAGACCACUGGCCUGGAGGGUGGUGUCACAGCAGGAUUUCCGCCCUCUGCAUGAGGUCCCUGUCCCCAGGGAACCAGGGAGGCCUUGGCCUCUUUAAACCAUUGAGGAGCAGAGGUGGCUCUCAGCCCUCUGGGAGUGUUUUGCAGUCAGUUGUAAAUAGGUUGCUCUACAGUUGAGUUCCUUGGUGACAAAUAAAUAUUUACUUUUUUGAUGUUAGGAGUCAAUUCGCAUACGUCUCUGAAAACGUGCUUAGAAGACAAAAGUCACCCUCUGAGGUUUCUUAAAGAAGAGAACCUUCUCCACAAACGGCUCGACACCUCCCUGCCCAGUGGCAGGCUGCUGCCCUCUGCCCAUGUUCCUCUCCCGUCGAGCUGGACAGGGCCUUGCUUGGCUUCCCAGUCCUCUUCCUAAAAAACAGCCUCACUGGGCCACACUUACUCCUGGUUCACAAGAAGGGUAUAAUAACCGCCGUGUGAUUUUCGCCACCAAUGUGAUCUCAGUGUUUCCCAGAUGUUCCUUUAGCCUGCCCUAGUUGAGAAGAGAUUGAGGAUUGUGGGAGAUACUGAAGGCCUUUGUGUUUUGAGGGAAAUGUGAGCUGUCGGUAAUUGAUAACACAGCUUCAUGCUGGCCCAUCUGCGCUUCAGAAAAUAAUCCACAUCUUGACAAAAAGGAGGAGACGUGCAGGACUGAGCGAUAGUUCAGGCAGCUCUGGGGCAGAGACCGACGACUGCAUGUAGCUUUUCCUGCAGCCCUGUGUUUCGAAGCCCUGCGGGCAGCCCAGCCGCCGCAGUUCACACUGCCCAGUGGAGGCGGUGGUCAUUGCUUUCGAGCCCUAGCUCUGCUCCCGCAUGCCCCCAGAGGGCAGACAGAAAAGGACCCCAGAGUCUGGCUCAGCACGCUGGGUGCACCCUGUGGACAGAGGCCUGACCUUUCAGGACAGCUGAGGGAGGUCUUGCUCCGGCUGCUAUGGUAACUGUUCUUGCAGGCGAGGGUUCGGCUUCCUUGUCACCCAAAGCAGCGAGACAAGUGGGACUUUGGGUAACAGUUGCACAUCAGGAGUGUGGUCCGCAACACUUAAAAAAGAACUCUUAAAAAACAAAUAAACAAAAAGCCUCUUGUCCUGUAUCCUGUUGCUUGAGGUCACUGCAGGCCCUGGGAGCCUGCCGACUCUGGGCACCUCUCCAGUGGGGCCAGCAGUCUCCCACCCUGCCCCUGAAAGGGCAGCUUCACCCUUGGACCAUUGGCCCUGGCAACUCCAAUACAGACAAGAGAUGUGAGAAACCUAAUCAGGACAUCUGAGAAAAGGCUCCCGCUCCCCUCCAGAUAAUCAACUAGUGUGUCCUCCCGGUUUCCUCCUCAAACAAUCAUCAACAGGGACAGGGAGGCUCUGGCUGGCUGUUGAUUCCAGCCGCUGCGCUGAAGCAGGCCGUGGCCUGGUGUUUGCCUCUGCACUGAGCAGCUUUCCGAGGAAGAGGUUGCCUUGCCCCUGGAGCCCUGGGUACAGCAUUGGCGCUUGUCUUAGAAACGGAAACAGUCCAUCUGGGAGGAAGCCUGACUGGGGACUCAGCAGACCAGGGAGGGACUCUGCUGAAGAAGGCAGUGUUUUGACCAAAAAGGCUAGAAGGUGGAGAGAGCCAUGGCUUCUGCCCUGCAGUGAUUGAUGACUCAAAACUUCCUUCUGUUCACUUUCUCAACUCCUGACCCCCAAACUGAUCUGACUUCUUAUGGGCACACACACAUAUAAACCCCUCGAGAGAGGCUCUAUGACACAAACAGUGGCAUUGUGGCCGUUUUACCCAGGGCACCGCCACCUCUGACAGGCUGGAUCACUGAACUGCACGCAGACAUGCUGGUUCCCAAAUAGUGACCUACCGCACUCCCUGCUGUGACUGACUGCUCUUCUGCCGCCACCUGAGCUGGUCCAGCCAGGCAUUUAGAGCAAAGUCGUGGGUCAUUGGCGCUCCGUAGGGGAAAGAAGGCAAGAUGCUUUUAUCUAGAUCCUGGGCCUUGAGCCCAUACUCCCCUUUCUAUCAUGCUGGGUGAAGUCUCACCUUCAAGAAAUAGUUUUUUACUAGUAAAAUUGCCUGUACACCGCUCCAGCAAGCUAUCCGGCAUGAGCCUGUCUUCCUAAGCAUUUUCAGGCGGAAUUGAAAAUGUCAGCUUAAAGCAUUGGCAGAACUCUGUAUGCUCUUUCCCCUCUUAGCUGCCCCAUUGGGCUGGGGAUGGCCGGGGGGUGGGGAGGAGCCUUUCAGCGUCUUAACCUUGGUCUGUUAACCUCUAUCUAUUGGGGAGAAACUGUGUCAGUAGUAAAUGAUCCAGAGACAUCUGGUGUAGGUGACAGGCCCGCAGCAGCCCCCGAGGCCAGGUGGCAGGUAAGGUAGGACAAGAACAAGAGCCUCCUUACAGAGAGCAGGCCUGGCUGCAGGCAGGUCUUGGGAGCUGAGCACUGAGUGCUCUGCUAAGGGGAGGGUGUUCAGGGCCUGUGCUUCGGAAGCCCGAGAGAGGGUGGAAGGGAGAGGGCAGGUAUCAGAGCUCUUACCAUGCGGCUGUGAACAUCUCUCCUCCAAACUUUUCCAGGGGACUCACCCCCUCCAAAACCUCGUUGAUGAGCCUCAGUUGCAUUGUGGUGGACAGAGACGUGGCGGUGGUUGAGGUGCAGGAAUGGGAGCCCAGUGGUGGCGUGGUGGGAGCUUUAGUGGGAGAGAGAUUGGCCGGCAGAGCGUGUGUGGGGCAGUAUCAUCUGGGCCCAGUAAUGCUCCCACUGGCUUCUCAUCAGACAGAGGGUGGGUAACUGGAACUCAGACCACAGCCGUGUGUCCACUCCUGCCUCCAUCACAGGAAAGAGCGCUACCACUUUGCCAGGUGCUCAAGUGAAGUCUUUGGAGGCUGUGGGCAGCGGGUUCAGAAUGAACAUGAUGCACGUGCGUGCGUCUCUCCCACUCAGUGUCAGACAGGAAGCGGCCGCCCGCUAGCAAUCGCAUUUGCACGCCUAGCUGCUGUCUGCCCAGCCUUUGUUUCCAGGGCUUGUCUUCUGUCCUCGUCCUUGCCAGUGGCCUAGCUAGGUGACAGCGGUUUGCCCGUGCAGGGCAUGGUCUCCAAACAACCUAAUGGUUUUCGAAGGGCUUUGGGUCCCCCCUCUGAUCACCUCCUCUCCAUCUGCAUCAGUGUCAGAAGGUUACCAGUCCUAUCUCAGAAUUAGACCUGCUUCCCCCAACGUAUCACGGGGUAUCACCCAGAUAAUAGACAAAGUUCAACAGGUGUUUCCAGGGAACUCCCUCCUCCUCCACACACACCCCUUGGAUUGAAGCAAAGUAGCCAAGAUUAUUGAGUUUGUUUGAACUUUUCCUUGUGCCUUCCCCAUAGCGUUUCUGUACCUGAGCUGAGGCUCAGCUGGUCCCGGCCAGUAAUGACUGCAGAGCAGCAGGAGGCCCACGCACAGGACUGUGCGACUCCUGUCCCCUUCCCUCAGGGCCACCCAGAAAGGACCUCCCACCAGGUCACCUAGCCCCUUGGCCAACAGGCUGAGUGUGUGAAUCACUGCCUAGGCAGUGGGAGUCAUAUUUGUGGAAAGGGUCGAGCAUGAACCAUCGGCAGGCUGACUCGGCCUGGAGCAGAGGGUGUCCAGAAUAGCCCUUGCAGAACUCAAAACAGACCCUGAGGAAUCCAAGGAAUGGCACUUGCAGGGAAGGAAGGAAGGAGGGCUGGUUGUGUUCCUUAAACCUUUUCCAACCAGCUGCUGGUUUAAGGAUGCGGGGAUAUGGGAAUACUACUUCCCCACCUCCAUCUGGGGCUGCCCCAUGACUUCAGAAUGCCCUACCCCAUGGGUGCAUGGACUUGUUUCCCAUUUGGGGGAGGGGGGUGUCCGCUCCCCUCCGCCCCCCACCCCACCCCAUGUUUCCAAAACAGCCUUGCUUGGCACUGCAUGGAAAAUCGGGCUUUCCUUCCUGCCCUUUCUGCUCGGGCCAGGCCUCUUCCCCGGUGGCGUCCCAGUCCUUGUAAGGGAGGCCUCGAAGUACUCAGACCUGGGGGGAGCGGGGCUGGGUCCAGAGAAGGCCAGAGGUGGGGGUUGUGUUUUCCUGGUUCCUUUUCUUGAGGGAGAUGUCUGGGCCCCCCUCCCCCUGCCUCUCCCUUGCACUGGGGCGUGUGCCUUCCAGAUCUGGUGGGACCCGCCGGCCGGUAUGGAGGAGAAUGUAGGGUCCUGCCCUCGGGUGUGGACUGAGACCCGUGCCCAGCAGAUGGGAGUCCUGCUUUCCUUCUCUGCUGGCUGGCUGGCUGUGUGUAACUGUCCUUCUGUAUUGAAGCGUCCCUUAUGGGGUACCAGCAACCAUCAGGGCAGACAGUCCCCCCUGUAGUCUAGAUGGAGCUUUGGUCCUCCCCCUAAAUCCCCACCCCACUCCUUUUUGUACAGUGCUUAACCCUGUGAGUGUGCGGCCCCUUUCUGUGUGUGACUCAGUUUCUUGCCAUUUGAGCUAUGUGGGAGGAGGGAAGGGGAUUGGAAUUGUAGGUUGUAAUCUUGUGCCAAUCAAUAAAAACCAGUAUUUCACACACA
Molecule: messenger RNA, 8078 nt
Organism: Echinops telfairi (small Madagascar hedgehog)
Lineage: Eukaryota; Metazoa; Chordata; Mammalia; Afrosoricida; Tenrecidae
Gene: NUDT3
Product: nudix hydrolase 3
Exons: 5
Coding region: 22-540 (172 amino acids)
Biological process (GO): diphosphoinositol polyphosphate metabolic process; adenosine 5'-(hexahydrogen pentaphosphate) catabolic process; diadenosine pentaphosphate catabolic process
Cellular component (GO): cytoplasm; nucleus
Molecular function (GO): bis(5'-adenosyl)-pentaphosphatase activity; endopolyphosphatase activity; bis(5'-adenosyl)-hexaphosphatase activity
Source: RefSeq, a predicted model, not a curated record